UGGACAGGCUGGAACCCACGUUCCCCACCUGUGACACGUCUGCCCCCUUGGAUUGGCACCAGGGCUAAGUAGUGAAAACGAAGCAAUGCAGAGGUGUUAACAAGUGUGACCCCACGGAGGAGGGUGACAGUUCUGAGGCAGUCUUCAGCCCCCCUGCCUGCCUCCUGCCCAGCAGGGCCCUGCCCUCUCGGCAGCAGCCAGGGCGUGGUGUUUUCUGUGUACAGUGAGGACAGCUCCAGCCCGGUCACACACGCUGAGUGGCAGCAACACGGGGGCACACGAUGCCCAGCCUGCUUCUCUUGUUACCGCUCCAGCACAUGAUGGGCACUAAUGUGUGUCUGUCGACUGACUAGCUGGUGGGUGCUGGGCUUGGUGGCACUGAAGGCUUUGGCUGGCAUGGUGGACAUAGGUCUUGCCCAGGCUCACAGACUUAGGGGCCCGAGGGGCAAUUGCAGAACUGCAGCCAGCGACCGCAGUGGCCUCUGACAGUCACAUCCCCUGGUCACAGUGAGAUUUCUGCAGUGACUGAGUCAUCCCAGGAGACAGGAUGUUCCUCUUUGUGCACACACAGGCCUCUGUGAUUGGUCAGGCUGCCCUGUGGCAGGGCUAGAAAAAGGCCCUUCAAAAAGUCAGAAAACCACACACCUCCCCCAGCUCUUCGUCAGUGGAGGCUUCGGAGAGAGAAGCAGCAGGUAGUCGGGAGCACCUCCAGCACCUGCUGCUGUAGGUCCUGGGAAGAAGGAGCAGCCAGUGAGCUUCCAAGAGCGGCCCUGCCCGAGGCCCGGCUAAGUGCAGCUCCUGGGCCCGUCCCCAGCAGAGCCAGGCUCUCUGCAGCUGGACCCUGGCACCUACCUGCUCAGAGGAUUCUCACGUACACUCAAGGCACUGACCAGCUGGGGGACCUUGGCCUCGUCACUAGUCUCUGCUGAGCUUCAGCUUUAUCGUUUGAAAGAAGUUCACCUGUGACCAGAGGCAGGGGAAGCAGAUUGAGAAGAUAUCAAGUGUCCAGCCAGGCUCUGUCCCGGCAGCCAGCCCUGUGGCCGGGCCUCCGACUCAGCUUCACUCUCCUGGAGAGCCAGAGAAGGGCCUGAAGCUCCCCUGGACCACACUCUUCUUGAGGGACCCGAGGGGCCCUCCGGGGCUGGCUGCCCUACCCUUGCCUCCCCUGCCAUCAGCAUCACCAGGUCCCAGUCGCCACAGUCACAGGCAGGAUGGCUGGUGCUGAGAUGAGCCUGCGGUGACUCGGGGGUCCCCAGCAGCAGCUCUGUCUCCUGAGGAUGAAGCGCCCGAGGUGAAGCCCGAGGUGAAGCCCGAGCCAGGCUGAUGGCCAGCUCAGGGACUGAGGUCCGCUGGGCCGGGCCAGGCCUAGGGAAGGGGCCCCAGCAGCGGCGGCGCUGGGCCUGGGCUGAGGAAGAGGCUGCGGAGAGGAGGAAUGCCCACGGCUGGGGGGACGGGCAGCCCUUCCCCGGUGGCGCCAGCCCUGAGCUCCUGGAGGACUUCCGCCUGGCCCAGCAGCACCUGCUGCCCCUGGCGUGGGCCCCAGGCCCCCAGGCGUCAGGAGCGUCUUCAGGAGAAGAGGUUGAAGCAGAGGAUGUGGACAGCCCAGAAAGUUCCACCCUGCCUCUCAACUGGCUCGCCCAGCAGGACCAUCAGUUGGACAUGACUGAAGAAGAGCCAGAUGAAACCCCUGGAAGUCCUGAGGCUGAGGACCCUGGAGAGAGCUCCCCAAGGCCGGGGCAGGAGGCUGCUCUCCACCCAGAGCACAGUGGGAACACCUGCCCUAUGGCCCUGGGGCGGAGUCAGGUCAGAGGCUGGGUGGCCUCUGGCGAACAAGCCAGUGGAAGCAAACUUCCAGAACAUUCUGAGGUCAACCCAUCUGUUGAACUCGGCUCUACCAGGUCUUGGAGCAGUGGGACCAUGAGCAUGAGCCGCAGCAGUGACAGCCUUGAUUCUACCUGGGAAGGAGAGGCUGAUGUCCCCCAGCCCGCUGCCCUGGCAGAAGCCCUGCCACAGAGCCCCCACCACCACCUAAACCCAGAUGACAGAACCGGAGGCAGUGUUGCUCCGGCAACGCCCACAGAAUUCCAGGACCCCUCAGCACCACCAGCCCAGAGCCCCCAGAACGCUGCCGGCAGAUGGAAGAGAGAAACCACCAGCCUGCCCCUGCCUGCAGACCAGGCCUGGAAGCAGACCAAGACGUCACCUAGGCCGUUGCCCUGCCGCUUCACCGGCUCCAUCAGCCCCCCGAAUCCUCGGCCUCGGCCAGCUCGGAAGGACAGGUCUCUGCCCAGCCACGGAGCCACUCUGGCCAACCACUCCUCUUCUGAUGCCCCCAAGUACGGCCGGGGGCGUCUGAACUACCCGCUCCCUGAUUUCUCCAAGGUGGGGCCGCGAGUGAGGUUUCCCAAAGAUGAGAGCUACCGCCCCCCCAAGUCCAGAAGCCAUAACAAGCAGCCCCAGGGCCCGGCUAGGCCCCUGAUCUUCAAGUCACCGGCUGAGAUUGUGCGGGAGGUGCUGCUGAGCAGCGGAGAAGCCUCCCUGGCCAAAGACCCACCUCCUGCCCACCCUGUCACCAGGGUACCACAGGAGUUUCAGACGCCUGAACAGGCCACUGAGCUGGUCCAUCAACUCCAGGAGGACUACCACAAGCUCCUCACCAAGUAUGCGGAGGCCGAGAACACCAUCGACCAGCUGCGCCUUGGGGCCAAGGUGAACCUGUACUCAGACCCACCCCAGCCCAGCCACAGCAUCCACAUGGGGGCGAUGCCCCCGGGGACCAAGGCCCUGUCCUUCACCAUCCCUCAGCCCCGCUCGGUGGAGUGCUGGCCGGGCCCCACCCAGAAGCCCCAGGCCUCGGAGGCUGCAGGGUGGUCGUCAGCACGAGGAGACCUGAGCCCCUCCUCGCCCCCCAGCGUGCCCGCCCCAGGGUGGCUUCCAGAGAACCAGGGCGUCACCAGGGACCAGUCCUCCCCGGAGUGGACACAGGCGCUGGCUUCUCAGGCCAGCCGGUUCCUGGCCAAGGUAGAAUCCUUCGAGGGACUGGUGCAGGCGGGGCAGCUGUCACCCCAGGACCAGCUCAAGGGCUUCCAGCAGCUGAAGGCCACCCACGCUGCCCUGGAAGAGGAGUACCUGCGGGCCUGCAGGGAGCCACACCUGGCUCCACACCCGGCCAGCUCCAAGGGGGUCGCUGGGAAAUUCGAUCCUGCCAGGGAGCUGGAGGUGGAGAUCUACCACCUGGGGACUCGCCUGGAAGAGCUGAAGGGCCACAUGGAGCAGACCCAGCGAGGGCCUGAGCUGGCAGGGUCUGACUCGGCCCUGGACCGGUCCCCCAUCACCCACUUCCCCCACACGCCAGCGCAUCCAGCCGCUUCUGGACAGGUCUCCACGCCAGCCUUCCGGACCCCCUACCCAGAGGCCAGGCCCCACAGCUCGCACACGCCUGACGGGUGUUGGCCGGUGGCUCUCAAGUACCUCACUCUUCAGCACUGGCCACAAGAACAUCGAGGCAGGCGCGUGGGAGCCGUGCUUCACUCUGCCCCCACCUUUCUGGCCCAGCCCACCGCCAGCACCUGCCUGCUGCACACGAACGUGGAGGCCAGCCUUGGCAGCAGUGAGCUGGAGGACAGGCCUCCAGGCCUCCCAGCCCCACUCAAGCAUAAGGAGCUGCAGGUGGAGCAGGACUUCCAUGGCCUCCUGGAGAGGUACCUCAGUGUGAAGUCCCUCCCUGAAGCCUUGAGGGUGGAGGAGGAGAGGGAGAGGGACGAGGAGGAGCAGGAGGAAGAGGAGGAGCAUCAUGGCACCCUGGAAGUUGACGGGCCAGCUGCAGCUCCGGGGAGGGCCAAAGCCACCAGGGCUCUGCCGAGGCACCUGGUGCGGGUGGAGAAGAGUCACAGGGCUCCUCUGCAGGAUGCCGGAGAGCAGAUGGUACCCGUGAAACCACCCAGCUUCCAGACUUCCACGACCAGAGACGGGCACACGUUGAGCCCGGGCAGGGCCAGUGGCGCUCCUCCAGGGCCUGGCGUGCCACCUGACCGUGCGUACCACCAGAGCAGUCUGACCAGCCUGGAGGGAAGCGGCAUCUCCGAACACCUUCCGCAGAAGUCUCUGCGCCUCGCUGGCCGGCCCCACGCAGAGGAGCCCUGGAUGGCAUCCCCAGAGACAGACAGUGGCUUCGUGGGCUCAGAAACCAGCAGAGUGUCACCCCUCACCCAGACCCCAGAGCACCGACUCUCCCACAGCAGCAAUCCAGGAGCAGCAGCCCGGCACUUCACUGCAUCUGCACCCUGUGACGGGUCCUCCCACCCCAAGACCAGGGGUCCUCUUGUUCCCAGAAGAACCUCUGAGCCCAGCACACCCAGGAGCCGAGCCCAGAGGCACCCCUCCAGCCAGAGCUGUCCUCUCCGGCAGAGGAAGCCCAGCUCCCACCUGGACCAAGAGCUGGCGGCUGAGAUGGUGGACCCGGGCCCCGAGUUCGAGGGGCGAAAGCAGAUUUCUGAGCAGCUUUUCCCCAGCAGUACAAUCAGCCUGCCUCCCACCCCAGCCCCUGCAGCUGCCCCUCUGCCUGGCGGAUCUCGAGAGACUACUCCCAGCCUCCUCCUCUCCAGGACGGGACGCGACCAGGCCAUCCUCGAACUGCAGGCGGAGGUGUCCCGGCUCCGUCUGCAGCUGGAGGACAGCCUGCACCGGCCACUCCAGGGCAGCCCGACACACCCAACAUCCGCCUGUGACCAACCUGCCCUGACCCAGGACCGGCCAGCUGCUUCCUCAACCCCCUGGGGCUCCCACUGUGGCAGUAAAUCCAUAGAGCGAUUGUCCGGGGAAUCCGAAGGUACAGAGCAACCUGCAGGAAGGCAGCGAGCCAGGUCCUCCUCAGUGCCUCGGGAGGUGCCUCAACUGUCCCUGAGUUUGGACUCUGAGCCGCCCUCCCCCCAGGUGUCAACUGGGAAGAACAGGAACACAGAGGAUGGUCCCUGGGCCUCUCAAGAGGAAACGAGAAGGGCAGGCAGUGGCAGACGGCCUGACAGGGUCUCCUUCCGUGGGCAGUACACAGGUCAGGAGUACCACCUUCUGCCCUCCAAGGCUGCCCUGAGAAACAGUGGCACAGCCUCCUGUCCCCGCUGCCAGCCCAUCAGAUCACGGGACACAGGCAGUGCCGCCACCAGGGAGCCACAGGGACCGUCCGCCACUGAUGCCCUCCGAUGUCCCUUGUGUGGUCACAUCAAGUCCCUUCCAGAAGGAGAUGGCCCAGGCUCAGGCACCCCUGGGGGCCUGCCCAGGAGCGCGAGGGGCCACGCCCACCCUCGGCGGAAUAUGCCAGGCGGUCGACGUGUCCUGGCUCCUCCCACAGGAGCGGAAAAGUCCUCCGCCAAGAGAAACGCACCUACGACUUCCAGCCCCAAGCAGAGGAGUCAGCGGGCAGGCUCGCCCGCACGGCCACCCCCUGGACUGUGGUACCUGGCGGCCGCGCCCUCAGCACGGCGUCCCCCGGCCUUCGCCUACGUCCCCUCGGUUCCCGUCAUGCCUUAUCCACCAGCCACUGUGUACUAUGCGCCCACCGCGCCUACCUCAGCCCCUACGGCCUCGCCGCGGCCAGCCCGGGGACACCGGCACUCCAUCCAGCUGGACCCCGAGGACCUGGAGGAGCUGCACGCGGCCCUGAACCAGGCAGUGCAGGCCGCGGAGGACGUGCGCUCCACCACCCGGCGGAUGACCCGCUCGCUGUCGGCCGACCUGCGCCAGGCCCGCAGCCCGCGGGGCGCCUGCCUCUUCUGAUUCCCUAGAGGCUCUGAGACCAGGAGGGGCGGGCAGCCCCUGCCGUCCCCUCCAGGAGGUGGCUGGAGCCCCUGAUGCCAGAAAGCCCUCUGGUCCCUCCCCAGGAGAGCGGCCACCUGCUCGCCCGUGUGUUCAGAGUGGAGCGGCACCGCCUGGAAGGGGGACCAGCUUCUCGGGGGACCGGCCCCAUCCAGAGGUGCUGCGCCCACGGCCACCUGCAUCCAGGCAGCCUCCGCGGACUCUCCUGUCCUGCGCUUGUUCACCUCCAGCCAAUAACAUACAUCUUAUAUCCGGAUGGGCAGAAGCUUUCUGUACUGGGAGUCGCCCUGGUCCUUGGCCUCUUAGAGGGCCAGACACGGUGGGAAGGGCCAGGCUCUCUGGAGCAGCACUGUCCCCUCCCGUGUCCAGCCACCUCUGGGAAGGGCCUGGUCAGAGGCCUCACUCCGGUGACGCGGUCAGGGGGGCGUCUGUGGACUGUGGGACAUCUUGGUCAUGGGCCCAGGGCGACCUGCACCCAGCUCCUUUCCUGGUUGCGGAGGCCUCUCCCGUGGGCCGGCUGGGCUGAGGACAACUUCAGGGGCCCAGGAAGCCACCGCCAGUGGCUCUCCGCACCUCGUCCCAAGACCUGGGCUCUUCCCGGGAUCUCAGUGGCAUCUGACUGGUGACCAGCCACCGCCAGGCCCCAGCUGGGGGCCAUGAAGCCAGGCCAUCUUCUGUUCCCCACCCCGUAGCAGCACAUACCUCGGCGUUCUGGAACGUGCGUGCGUGGCAGAUAUUUGUAUAUUUGAGGCAUUUAAAAGUCUAUUUUCGUUACAAGAGUAAAUGAAGAAGAAUGAAUAAUGAUCUAACGAAUAGAAAAGACGACCAAAAAGAACCACAAACAUUCCCAAAACUGCCUGCGUCUGUGGUGUGUGUCAUGGAUCUGUGGUUUCUGAAGUCAAGUGUGUGGAGAGGGAAGGUCUGAUGCCCAGCCCUGCCUCCCCCAGGGGACCUGUGGGGCGAGCGCUCCCUGACUCUGCC
Messenger RNA from Sciurus carolinensis (gray squirrel), 6792 nucleotides. It is a transcript of the gene Akna, whose product is annotated as AT-hook transcription factor. Gene Ontology annotation, cellular component: centrosome. The transcript has 25 exons. Gene Ontology annotation, biological process: neuroblast delamination; neuroblast division in subventricular zone; epithelial to mesenchymal transition. Bases 1324 to 5772 code for a protein of 1482 amino acids. The record is from RefSeq and is a predicted model, not a curated record. NCBI's taxonomy places the organism in Eukaryota, Metazoa, Chordata, Mammalia, Rodentia, Sciuridae.